Messenger RNA from Tetrahymena thermophila SB210, 1878 nucleotides. RefSeq lists its product as hypothetical. NCBI's taxonomy places the organism in Eukaryota, Ciliophora, Oligohymenophorea, Hymenostomatida, Tetrahymenidae. The transcript has a single exon. The record is from RefSeq and is a predicted model, not a curated record.
AUGGAAAAAAAUGCUACAUUUGGCCUUUAUAAGAGAAAAGAGAUGUAUUUUAAUUAUAUGACAGGAAAUUUUUUAGAAGUGAACAAGAUAGCAAGCUAAAUUCUUAAAGAUUUGAUAGGAUCAAAAAAUGUUUAGUUAUAAAUUUAGUAAAUAGAAUCAAUUAUCUAUUUAGCAGAUGAAAUUAUUUUUUGCAAUCAACUUGAAAUAGCAGCGAGUAUAUUUUAUCUGAUGUUAGAACAGAUUAAAAAAAUAAAAGAUAGUAGUAAUAGCUAACUUGUUGGAAAGGCUUAUAUGGGAUUAGCCUUGAUACAUUAUACUUUAUAGGAAUACAAUGAGGCUGCUAGAUGUUCCAUCCUAUUUUAUGAAACAAACAAGCAAUAAAAUAUAGAAGGCUUAGUCAUAGCAUACAUUAGUUACAAGCAAUUAGAUCUAAUUGAUCAAGCAAACAAUAUUUUGUAAACUAUAAAAAGCCAAGCUAAUGUAGAUGAAAGUUUGAAUAUAUAAAAAUAUAUUUUACAUUCAUAACUAUUUAAAUUCAUAAACAUUUUUUCAAAUAAGAUUGAUUAAAUAUAAAAAGAAGAAGCAAAAAUUCGUUUUAGCGAAAAGAGUAGAGAAAGGAAAGCUAUUUGGGAUGGAGAAAGCGAAGUAAAACAAAUUUAUAACUUUAUUCAUAAUGGAUAGAUUGAAGAAGGAAUAAUGCACUACAAAUAAAUUUUGAAAUAGCUGAACGAUCCAGAUUAAGAUUAUUUCAUGAAGUUAGAAGUUUUAGAAGUAAUUUCAAUAUUAUACGCUGCUAAGAGAGAGUACUCAUAAGCAAUCGAAACACGUUUAGAUAUACACUAAAAAUUAUUAAAAAAAAGAAAUUAUUUGGUAAUAAAUGAUAAUAAACAUAUGCAGAAUUUUGAAAACUUAAUUAAUAUUUAUAUCACAAUAAAAGAGGACAAUAAAGCACUUGAAUGGCAUAAAAAAUUUCAUUCUUAUUUGUUAAUUAAUGGCUAUUUUACCAAUUUUAGCUUAAAAGUUAGAGAUAAAUUAUUAGGACAUAUGGAUUGUUUGGUUAGGCUAUAAUAAUACGAAGAGGCUUUAGAAUAUGCUGAUUUCAUAGAAAGAUACGCUAAUUAGUUUUAACUUGAAAAAGAAUAUCCGUAAUAUUAUAACGAAUUAAAAUCAAGGAAAUUACAACUGACCAAAUUUUUGAAAGACAAUUCAAGACUGAAAAAAGAAUACUUGCAAUAUUAUGAGUUCCUAAAAACUUUUAAAAAUAAUGAUACUCUUUAUUAAUGCUUAGUCUACUUACUUAAUUUUUCAUUUUAAGAUCAGGAUGAGCAAGGUAUCAUAAAAUAUUCUGAAAGUUAUUUAUAACUGAGAGGCAAAUACGAAAAAGAAGAUGAAAAUUUAAAGAAUAUAGUAUUGAUGUACAUACUAUUGAUUUAACACUACUAUGAAAGAAAGCAAUAUGAAAAAGCCAGCAAAUUUAUUACUGAUGCUAAGCCUUUUUUUAAAAAAAAUAAACUGUUUGAAGAGCUCUAUUGUUUUUUACUCAUUUAAAUAUGCUUAAUUAGAAAUUUAAAAUUAUAAGAUGACAUAAAUGAAAAAGCUUAAGAAGCAGCUAAUUUAUUCAAUCAGCAUUUUAAAGGAACAAAUCUAGAAGGUUUUAUUACAGCAAAAGGAUUAUUAUUCUAAUCCAGAACUUAUUUUGAUUUAGGAGAUUAUUAAAUUUGCUUAGAUCAUUUUGAAAAGUUUUUGAAACAAGAUUAAGCUAAAGACCUAUUUAAUAAAGAGUUUCAAGAAUUAUUGAAUAAUCUUUUGUAAUAAAAUGAAUGCAAAUAGAAGGUAGAAGAAAUCAUUUCAAAAUAUUAACUCAAAUCCAAAUUUUGA